CAUGAAAACGCUCAAAAUCGAUAUAGUCGUUUGAUGGAAACCAUUGAAAAAGAUACAAAUAAAGCCAUAAAUUAAGGUGAAUUUACACAAAAUAGUUAUCCCUGUCGCCGGGGAUAACUGAGGGGAUAAUUAUGUCGAGAUUAUAAUAGCUAUCCAGACGGCGGCCAUGUUGAAUAUAGUUGAUCAUACUGAGCAUCGUGUCUGACUCGAGAUUCGAGAAGGUUCUUUUCCGACGUGACCUUACUACCGUUAAGACGUCAUUUUAUUAACGUGCAAAGAAAAAAAAAGGUAUGCAGUGCCUAUAAUUAUCAAUUAAAUUUUGUCUGUUGUUAAUUAAGUGAAUAACCUUAAAUAUGGCUACUGUAGAAGUUGAGUCUCAAUGGGUUGAAACAUUUCAAUCAAUUUUGAAAGACGAAAUCACUUCCCCAACCAAAAUAUCCCGUCAUUUUCGUGCACGUGGUGCAAUAAGAAAAUAUGAAGGUACCUAUGAUGCGGAUGAAAAAAAUCACUUAGAUGCUCAUUAUGAAGAUUUACUGAAACAACAAAGAGAACAUGAUAAAAAAAUUUCAGAGCAGCGUGAAAUGCGCAUGGCCCGCUUUCGUUCACAUUUCGUUAGUCAGCCAAAACUUGAAACAAUUUGUCAAGAUUGGGUAAAUGAUUUCGUUGAUUCAGGCUUCACAACAUACAAGUUUUGUGAUUAUACCUUUCAAGGUCAUAGAACUAAUCCAGAUGAUUUAAAAUAUAUGAUUUAUCUUGGUGGACGUAAUUUGACAGAGCUAAGUAUAUGUGGAUAUCCUAAUUCUCAAAUAAUGCCAUUGAUCAAGUCUAAUUGUAAAAAGCUCGAAGAUCUUUACUUGAAAUUUGAAGUAAUGGAAAGUAAAGAUUUUGAAGAUGUUUUUUCUAACAUGUCUCAUCUUAAAAUAUUAACAAUUGAUUGGCAAUGUAAAGAUCCAACUUUACCAAUGACUUUGGUCAAAUCAAUUGAACAAGUUCGUGAAACUUUGACAAAAUUUACAAUUUCAUGUGAAUCUAAACAAUUUCAUCCUUUUGGCUUACCAGAUUCAUCGAUUGAGAAAUUUUCUCAAGCAAACGAAGCUUUAAUGACUACAGUUGAGAAUAUGAAAAAUCUCGAGUGUUUAACAAUUAGUUGGGCUUAUGGUGUUACAGAUGAAUUCUUGAUUAAACUUUUUGAUAAUGCUAAGAAUUUAAAAUAUCUAUGUAUAAGUGGUUCAUGUAUAACAGAUAAGGGUAUAAUUGCACUUGAUAAAUUAAAUCAAUUAGAAUCAUUUAGUCUUGAUGCAAUACAAUCAAAAAAAUAUAAUAAGUUGAUCACUGAUGAGUCAAUUCAGCGUUUAUUCAGCCGAACAAUUAACAACUUUGACAUAUCAAAUUGUAUUCAUGUCACUAAUAGCUCAGUGAUUGAACUUUUUAAGCAUUUACCAAACUUACGAGUUUUGCAUGUUGAAAAUACACAAGUAAACUUGGAUGGUAUCAAAGAAAUUGCUAAAUUAAAAAAAAGUAAUCAUCUAUUGAAGGUAUAUACUUCUUUUAAAAUUAAUGAUGAUAUUUACGAAUCAUUAUGCGAAUCAAACUUAUCAUGUGUCUGUACUACAUCAGACACUGAUAACUUGAAUGAAGAUUAAUCUACUCAUUAUCAUUAUUGAGUGUAUUUUUUCGUGAACAUGUAGUUUAAUUUUAUUUUAAAAAAAUAUUAUUAAAACAUUAAUUUUUUUCUGUUGAACAAAAAAUGGUUAUGUUCAUAUCAAUACAAAUAACCUUAGAACUUGAAGUUCAAAUAAUUUAUUAUUAAUAUUGUACUAAUUAUUAACCACAAGUUGAAUUGUAAUGAUUUAAUAAAAAUAAUAAAUAAUGUUCUGCUUAGAAUAUA
This is a messenger RNA of Aphidius gifuensis, 1888 nucleotides long. RefSeq lists its product as uncharacterized. Gene Ontology annotation, cellular component: SCF ubiquitin ligase complex. The transcript has 5 exons. Bases 354 to 1643 code for a protein of 429 amino acids. Gene Ontology annotation, biological process: SCF-dependent proteasomal ubiquitin-dependent protein catabolic process. Lineage: Eukaryota; Metazoa; Arthropoda; Insecta; Hymenoptera; Braconidae. The record is from RefSeq and is a predicted model, not a curated record.